AUGUUUCACAGCAGCACAGACGAGGUGACGCCUGGUGGUGAUACUCCAGAAUGCGUGGGGACUAGUUUUGCUGAUACUACAACAUCUUAUGGUCCACCUUCAGUUUCUUCAAAUUCCUCCCGCAUGAGUGUAGAUGAUGCCAGUACCAGCUCCAGUCAUGGCUCUUCAUGUCCAAGAAUGCCCACAGCAGGUCAUCUCCAGAGCCUUAGGUCACGUGUUGCAAAUCCACCUCUACUCACCUCAGACAGCACCUCCACUCAUAGUCGUGGGAGUACUCCAAGACUGAGGACCCCCAGAUUUGCGCAUGCUGCCAGAACACCACUGACUGACCAUACUGCAACAAGUUGUUCCUCUGCAACAUCAACAACUGGAGCAUCUGUAAUUGUGUCUGUGGUUGAGGGGCGGGGGCUGGCUAGAGGGGAAAUCGGCAUGGCAAGUCUCAACCUAAAAUGUCCAGAGCUAAUUUUAUCUCAGUUUGCAGACACGAGUACGUACUCCAAGGUUAUAACCAAGAUCCAUAUUCUUGUGCCCCUUGAGAUACUGAUGCCAGACACAGCCAGUGAAAAGGGAAAAGGGACAAAGCUUUUCAGUCUGAUUACCGAGAAUUUUUCGGGAGUGGCUUUUACUGCUAUUCAAAGGAAAUAUUUUAAUGAGCGAAAAGGUUUGGAGUAUAUUCAACAACUGUGUGCUCCAGAAUACAGCACUGUCCUGAUGGAAGUACAAUCUAAGUACUACUGUCUGGCUGCAGCUGCUGCUCUGCUCAAGUACUUGGAGUUCAUUCAGAAUUCUGUGUACGCCCCAAAGUCCCUCAAAGUCAGUUUUAAGGGGAGUGAACAGACUGCAAUGAUCGACUCAGCAUCUGCCACCAAUUUAGAGUUAGUUGUCAAUAACCGAGACCAUAGGAGUGAACAUACUUUAUUUGGAGUUCUUAACCACACACGAACAUCUGGUGGAGCUAGAAGGCUACGGUCCAAUAUUCUGGAACCUUUAGUUGAUGUUGACACUAUAAAUAUUCGCUUGGACAGCAUACAAGAAAUGUUGCAAAAAGAAGAACUCUUCUUUGGAUUAAAGAAUGCAAUAGGUCAUUUCCUUGACACUGACCAGUUGCUUUCUGUUCUUGUUCAAAUCCCCAAACAGGAAACUGUUCAAGUUGCUGAAGCAAAGAUAACACAUGUUAUUCAACUUAAGCAUACACUGGAUCUGGUGCCAUGUUUGCGAACAGUUCUGAAAGAGUGCAACACUGCUCUGCUAAAGGCAUACAGCACCUCCCUGGAAGACAACAGAUUUGAUAUGAUCCUAGAACAGAUCAAGACUGUGAUCAAUGAUGAUACAACGUAUCUGAAGGGGAGUCUGAACAUGCGCACCCAGAAAUGCUACGCAGUGAGGCCAAACAUCAGUGAGUUCCUGGACAUUGCCCGCAGAGCCUACACUGAAAUAGUGGAUGACAUUGCAGCACUAGUGAACCAAAUGGCAGAGAAAUAUGGCUUGCCGAUGAGAACAAGUUUCAGCACAGCCCGUGGGUUUUUUAUCCAAAUGAAGCUAGAUGGAAUGGUCUUCCAAAAUGGCAAACUUCCUUCAGAGUUCAUAAAGGUAACCAAGCAAAAGAACAACUACAGCUUCACCACUGUGGAUCUGAUGAAGAUGAAUGACCGCUGUGACGAGGCCCUGAGGGAGAUCUUUCAUAUGUCUUAUGUAGUGAUAUGCCAGUUACUGAGCACUGUCCAUGAGCACAUCCACUGCUUGUACAAGUUAUCUGAUGCCGUGUCAAUGCUUGACAUGUUGUUGUCACUGGCAAAUGCAUGCACCAUCUCUGACUAUGUGCGUCCAGAGUUCACAGACACACUGGCCAUCAAACAGGGCCGUCACCCUAUUCUGAAGUGGAUUGCUGGACAGCAGCCCGUGUCAAAUAAUACCUAUAUCUCAGAGAGCAGCAACUUUGUCAUUAUAACUGGACCCAAUAUGAGUGGCAAAUCCACUUAUCUCAAGCAGGUGGCUCUGUGUCAGAUUAUGGCACAGAUAGGGUCUUUUGUGCCUGCUGACUAUGCAUCGUUUCGAGUGGCUGAUCAGAUAUUCACUAGAAUAGGUGUGGAUGAUGAUUUCGAGACUAGUUCUUCCACAUUCAUGUUGGAAAUGAAAGAGGCUUUCACUCUGUUUGCCACCCAUUUUCUGGAGCUUUGCCAGCUGGAGUCCCUGUAUCCAAAUGUGGAGAACCAACACAUGGAAGUCCAACACACACGCAAUGUUGAAACUGGGGUGGAGAAUGUGGUCUAUGCAUACUUGAUUAACAGAGGAUGUUCUGAAGAAAGGCAUUAUGGCCUCAAAGCAGCAGAAAUGACUGCACUUCCUCCAGCUAUUGUCCAUGAGGCCAAGACAAUUGCCUCUAAUGUCAGUCAGCAGCUCAUGGCCAAGCAACAAAGUGAUCCUGAGACACAGAUCCAAAGGGCAGUGUACCACUUGGCCACACGCCUCCUACAGACUGCAAGGAACUCCAGACUGGACUCUGAAAGUCUGCGCAUGUACCUGAAAGGCCUGAAGAAGCAGUAUGAAGCAGGCUUACAGGCUGCAGAACAGCUAGCUGCAUCUGUGGAGACUGAAGAGGAAUGACUGAGUCAGCCUUAGUAUUGGGAGGGGCCCUCAAGUAUGUAGAAAUGAGAGCUGGGAAUUCAAUAAU
This is a messenger RNA of Periophthalmus magnuspinnatus, 2671 nucleotides long. RefSeq names its product mutS homolog 4 (gene msh4). Gene Ontology annotation, biological process: mismatch repair; reciprocal meiotic recombination. Bases 1 to 2604 code for a protein of 867 amino acids. The transcript is spliced from 19 exons. Gene Ontology annotation, cellular component: nucleus. NCBI's taxonomy places the organism in Eukaryota, Metazoa, Chordata, Actinopteri, Gobiiformes, Gobiidae. The record is from RefSeq and is a predicted model, not a curated record. Gene Ontology annotation, molecular function: ATP binding; ATP-dependent DNA damage sensor activity; mismatched DNA binding.